This is a messenger RNA of Amoebophrya sp. A25, 4249 nucleotides long. The record is from the annotation of a GenBank genome assembly. NCBI's taxonomy places the organism in Eukaryota, Dinophyceae, Syndiniales, Amoebophryaceae.
GCAGUGACUAACUAGUAAGUGAUCCUCUUCGGCGUAAGCUACAUAAAACGUUAGCUACAUAAUAAAGGCGGUCACCUGAAUAAAUGCGAAUGUGACCGGGAGGACCCCAUCACCCAAAAUCAAAAUCAAGAAGAAUGAAGCCUUCUCGCCUCAUCAGUUUGCUUCUCACAUCCCCGUGUACCUGGUACUACACAUGCACGCAUAGAAUAUUUGUUCACGCUGUCCUCCGCUUCCCUGAUGACGACUAUGACGUCAGAUGGCCGCUCCACUUCACCGACUGUAGAAGAGUGCCUAAGGGAUUAGCUGCAGCUAAUGUAAAGGCGAAGACUUCAUCAGAUUCUGGCUCAACAGGGGUAGGGACAAGCAAUGAAGAAAUUAUGAGUAGGCUCUUCUAGGUGUUUCCGUUACUGGUAGUUUUGCCUCUCCUAAGGGGGAAAGGCAUAACUAACGUAGUAAGUAUACCUCCAGAACAGGUAAAUGAAUGAAUGAAUGAAUGAACACCAAAGCCCUACUUUUUUUAAAUAAAGUUCUACCUCGACGAUAGGUGGAAAGAAGUACACCCAGGAGGAGAUCGAGGCUAUGCUGGAGGUAGAGGAGACGAAUGGCGAGCAAUUAAGGCUCAGCUUUCAAUGGUCAUUGGGGUUGGUCACUGAGAUCGUGGUCACCAUUGAGAUUGGGGUCACUGAGAUCGAAGAAGCGACUUCCCCUUCUUGAGAGAACCAACAGGGGAAAGAAACGAAGGGACGAAAGGGGAGAGCUUUGAAGGGGGUCAGUCUCUUCCGUUCAGCAUCAGUCGUGACCAUUGAAGGCUGAGCUUUAAAGAAAGCUGCAAUACUUCCCUCAGCAGGAGAUGAUGCAGAUGCAGAUCUCUGUUUUACCUCCUUGCGCGACAACAUCAUGGAAGACUUGGACUGCACUGCUGUAGUUCCAGACGCGAGCUUCCUGCCCUCGAUUAUCGACCGCCUAGUUCUGUCGGCUUGUCAAGAGUUUGUGUCGCUCUAUACGAAGACAUUCGCCUGGGCUGAGCAAGAAAGGAGGAGAGAGGCCAUUGGGAGAGAAAAUGGCGCCAGAACAUCUCCAGACGAAAACGUAGAAUCAGAAUUACAAUAUGACGCCAACGGAGCAGCUGCAAUUGCCCAACAAGUAGAUCAAGAUGAGAUUUUGCUCUCAAGCUCUUCACUGUCAGCAGCGUCAGAACCCUAUAGCGCAGAGGGCAGGUUCAUGUUAAGGCUAGUAUAUUUUUACUACUUAUCUCGUGUAGUCGUGACUGACGAGGUAUUCUCAUUCUCAAUCUGAGUGGCGGGGGCCUGCUUGAUCUAAAGGGGAAACUAAGAGGAAAAAAGGGCGACUCUCUCUCUGCUCUCUGUCUCUCUCUAUAGAAUCGAGGACCGCUAAUUAUGGCCAGUUACGACACCUAUGUUUCGUCCGUGUGGCAAACGUUUAUGUCCAGAAUAAACAGCAUCAUUCACGUCUCCGACAAAAGCGAGGGGACAACCUCUACCAUUCCGACGCAAAGCAGUACAACAACCGAAGAACAAGAUGAAGAUGAAUCAUCACCUACUGCAACUACAAGUAACGAAGAACAACAAGUACAAGUUCUUGUAGAGGCAGCAGCUGCAUCAUCCGAAGGAGCUUCAGAUUUUUUACCAGCUCCACGUUAUACCACUGGCACUUGGGCAGUGCAUUAUCUUGGAAAUGAGAAGGCGGAAGACAUCCCGACACCACCAGGCUUUGCAAAUACCACAGUGGAUGUGUUUUUGACGCACGUGGAACGGCUCACAGACGAAGUAGAGGGGGUCUGGCAAGACUGGGUGGGGAAAAUAGGAAAUCUGAAACCGAGUACUGCUCCUCCAACAUCUGGAUCUGGUUCUCAAACAUCUAGAAGUACUUCUCCAAAUAAAGUUUCGAUCCACGAAGCGUUACACACAGCCGCACACGCUAUUCAACACCGUGCUGCACUCUUCAUCGAAAAUUUGUCGAUGACGAUUCUGGUCAACUAUCAUAUUUGGGGCUUUGUUUCCUCGUGAUUGUGUUGAGAACUCAUUGGUUGAAGUACUUUCUUUGUAUUUGACUUCGAUGUGAGUGUGCCCCGCCGCUGUCACUUACAGUCUUCCUCAGAAAUAGCCAAGUGACAAUCUACUCAGUCAAAGCUUGUUUCCUUCAUCGAGAUUGUCAAUUUUGAUGCGCACAAGCCCGCCGGCUCUUCUAAACUAUUUGGCGUCUCGAAGGCCAGAAAGGAGCUGCUGAUAUCCUGCAAAAUCUCUGGGGAAACGUGAAUAUUCCGUUGCCCCACUACGUUUUUCACGACAUUGGGCCAAAGCGAUGGAACGUGUUGCGCUUUUUAGUGGAGAGACUGGCGGGACAACAGAAAAGGAUUGUUAUGGAAUGAUGAUGUGGUAUCCCUAUAACUAUCUUUAGUUACGUACUAGUUGAAUCCCCAAUAUGAUUGCAAUUAAUAACUUAAAUAUACUUUUAGUAAGAGCGUGGCGUUGUGCUUGUACUUGUAGAACAAAGAGCGGACCACCUGGCACGAAAAAUGACCUCGACCAACCCUCUCUAAUCUUCCUUACCUUAGUACAAGCAUGAACAACCAAAACGAGUACGAGCCUGGAGAAGAGAAUCCUAGAGCGAGCGGAUUGCGCAUGUUAGAAGUGGGUGUAGAUCAAGCGAACACCACAAGGAGGUUAUUGGAGACCUAUCCUGAGGAUGUGUUACGUCUCCAUAUAGGCGUAGACCCAUGGGAGAAUAAACCUGUUACCGCAGAACGCAAAGUUCCAGUAGAUGGCGAUGGAACCUACCAGUCUGUAGUGGACAAGUUGGCUCCUUUUCUUAUGGCUUCGCUGGAGAACCUAGAGGGUACGCCGGGUAGUGGCUGGUAUAAGAUCAUGUGCGAGUGUGACCACUAUGAGGGAUUGCUUGGCAUUCGCAUUUUAGAAGUCAAGUUCUAGAAGUACUUGUCUAAUUGGCCGCACCACACCUACUCGAAAAAUGCACUACAUAAUUGUUCUCUUUUACUUUUUCUAUUUCGAAAACUGAAAAUAGCCGAGUUACUGACUGAAAUAAGGGAGGUAGCUUUGACAGGGCUACUCUUCCUUGUUCAGUGUCUCGCUUAUUUUCAGUAGUUACUUGCUUAUUUCAGUAGUCACCGCGUAACUCUCUUGGUAGUUGUCUUCUAAGCCCCACGGUCGUUCCUUACUUCUCCGUAUGACUUCCGCAGAAGCUAGUUUGAGAUACGGUCCAGGGUCGUUCGAUCUCAUUUUCCUGGACGCUCUGCACGACCACUUAUCCGUAGUGCAGGACGUCAUACAGUGGAUCGGAAAACUGGAUUUGGUUAAGGUGAAAACUGGAUUUGGUUACGCGGAAUCUUAAUAACCCUUGACAAACGUCUACGUCGUCUACUUCUACUAGUACUUUUGUGGAUCAUCAUAAUCUUUGACAAACCCCGCUACCAGGUAGCCCCUCUUCAUCUUCGGGGGUUGUUGGUGACAAACCCCGCUACCAGGUAGCCCCUCUUCAUCUUCCCAAAAGGCAGCAUUCUAUGCGGGCAUGAUUUUCAGUGGCAAUACCCUGGUCUUGCGAUGGCUGUGGCGACUGUCGCGCAGCGUGUGGGGAGACAAAUACACCUUGCUAGUGACGGCAUGUGGUGGAUGGAAUUCUUGUAAUUCUUGUACUUGCGAAACAUGAAUUUUGUACUUUCUUGUACCUAUGCGUGGGGCUUAGGCGAGUCUGAUUUGUGACUCACUGUGCUGAUAUCAUAAUGUUUUUACCCACUGAUGAGAGGACACCUACGGAAUAGGAAGAGGAUUGAUACGGAAUCAUCAAAAAAGAAACGUGUCAUCUUUCCUUCUCGGAGGAUUUUUGGGGAAUGGGUCUUAUUGAGCACUUGAACAACACCAUCUCGUGGGUGGCCACGACCGUGGUGGAGACCGUACACCUCACGCACGUCUGUGAUCCCUACAGAGGCCUUUUCUGGUCAUUCCUUCGACUUACACGGAAAUCAAAUGCCAAGAGAUAAUGCUAACGAUGUCAAUGCUGGCGAGAUCAAAAAGAAUUGACCUAUUGAAAAGACACAUGAGGAAAUGCAAAAGCAAAUAAUCAAAAGGAAAGCAAAACACUGCAACACAUGAAAAAGACAAAUAACCCUUACUCCCUCCCCUUGCAAAUAGCCAAUACCUCGCGAACAGGUAAAUGAAUGAAUGAAUGAAUGUCUUUUCUAAGAAAGUGUUUUUAUCAUCCGAGUCUAAUUUCC